Messenger RNA from Spodoptera exigua (beet armyworm), 1153 nucleotides. NCBI's taxonomy places the organism in Eukaryota, Metazoa, Arthropoda, Insecta, Lepidoptera, Noctuidae. The record is from the annotation of a GenBank genome assembly.
CUUCUAUUCACUGUACAUACCUAAACUCAACUGUCAAAAACAGAUGUGAAAUUGUGAACAAUAUACAAUAUUUUGAAAGAAUAGGUUAUAUUGUACAAUUUUGCAAAAAAAAAGCUUAUAAUUAAUGUGAUAUGUGAAGUACCGUGAUUAUUAUAAAAUAAAUGUGUAAGAGUUCAACAAAAUGGCUUUGUGUAAGAUAAACACUUUCAUAAAUCUGAUAAGAUACACAACUCCAAGCCCAAUUCUGUGCAAAUCAUUAACAAAAACAAAUAGUUUUAGUUAUUCUAAACCUUUGUUAAUUAGUUCACAACGUUGGUUAUUUCAUGAAAGCAGUAGAAAGGGUGGAUACGAAACAGAACACAAAAUAUCAAAUAUUCAGCAUCUGAAAAAUGGACUCAGAGAACUAAAAGAAGAGUUUAAACUUUUUGGUGAAGAAGUGAAAGAAUUAAUUAUAACAGAUCCGUUAUUGGUUGCUAGACCAGGUGAAACAGACAUCAUCUGGUGUUUCAAUGAGCCUAGUAAGUUGGACAGUUUUACAACAACCUGCGACAGUGAUCACAAUGAAGGUUUUAGUAAAUGCAGCUUUGAAAUGAGCAGUGCCGGCAGAGGCUUAUUUCAUGGCUAUCUCGAUACCCGGGUACCGAAAGAUGGUCGUAUAAAAAAGGCGGGAUAUUGUGCCAUGAGAUCGAAGAGAGUCCGAAAAUCGUUCAAACGAGCAGGAACCUUUGACUGGCAUCUGUACAAUACCUUAGUGUUGAAGGUAAGAGGGGAUGGCAGGUCUUACCUACUGAACAUAUCCUGCGAAGGAUUCUAUGACAUCACAUGGAACGAUAUUUAUCAUUACGUACUCUACACCAGAGGUGGACCAUACUGGCAGAUUGCGAAGAUACCAUUCUCGAAAUUCGUGUUAGGUUCAAAAGGUCGCAUACAGGACAAACAAACUAGGUUCCGAUUUGACAGAGUUACACACUUUGGUAUUUCUUGCGGUGAUAAAAUCAACGGCAGAUUCGAUCUGGAAAUCGAAUAUAUUGGUCUGGAGUUUGACCCCACCCACAAUGAAGAAUUUGCCUACGAAAUGUACAAAACAGAUAAAUAUAUUGUUGGAGUUUAAAUAUGUUUGUUAAGACUAGUCGAAUAAUAAAAAAUUGUUAGU